UGUAAAUUAUUGGUAGGUACGGUAAUAACUAAUAAGUCUGUAUUAAUACUCUUUAUAAAUAAAUCAAGUUAACCUAUGUUUGUGUUAACCAGAUGGAAAUAAUAAUACAUAAUAUGAAGAGGUUGCCAACAUAAUAUCAUAUUUCAUUAUUGUUCUUGAAACAGUUAAGUUGCUAUAUUGCUAGUAUAUUUAUUGAUUAGAUAAUUUAGAAUGUGUUGCCUAGCAUUCAUGGUUACCAAGGCAAGGAUUACAAACAAACAUUGUCAUUUCAAACUGUUGUGUUGUGUUUCAUAGAAAACAGUAGGUACUAAAAUAAUAAUUCGUUAAGCAUUAAAGUUGUUUUUAUUUAUCAUAAUUAAAAUGCAAAUUCAGAAACUCAAGAUACUUAUGAUAGGUCCUUCUGAAAGUGGCAAGUCUUUGCUAGCCAAUUUCAUAUCAGAGGCUGUGAAUUUCGAAGAUUCUGAACCGCGUCCAACUCAGGGUGUUAGAAUCGUCGAAUUCGAACUGCCAAAUCUAAGUAUAAACGACAAACAGUGCAAGGUCGAUAUUGAACUUUGGGACUGCAGCGGUGAUCAUAAGUUUGAAUCCUGCUGGCCUGCUCUUCGUGUUGGUGUCAACGGUGUUAUAUUUGUAUGUUCGUCUAACUCAACGAAUGCACCACGAGAAUUGGAACUUUUGUACAACUAUUUCGUGUCGCAACCAAAAUUAUCUACAAAACAGUGUGUUGUAUUCUGCAACUGUACCGACGGCCAAGAGGAUGAUGGUGUUUUGAACUUAUCUCCGUCGUUUUCAAGAGUUUCCCAAGUAGCAAUCAACAUGAAUACAAGAAGAGAUCGUGUAAAAUUAGAUUUUAUAAAUUUUGUGUCAUCGAUUUUACAAUCCAUUUCUCAAAGUGACAUUUAAGGCUUAAAAAUAAUAUGGUCUACAAUAUGAGGUAAAAAUUAGAAUUAAUUCAGGUGUAAAAGUAUAUUUUAAGUUUUAGAGAAGACGAAGAGUAAUAAUCGUUAGUUGAAAAUGAGGUAAAAAUGAUGAUAUUAAAAUGAGACUUAUUUAUUUGAAGAAAAGUUUCGAUAUUAAUGACUCAAUUAAACAAUUAUUGUUUAUUUCUUUAAAUGUAUUGUUUUUCCUAAUCCUCCUCAUUUAAUCUUUUUACCUUGAGACAGGUAACUUACCCCAUAAAACAAUGAAGUGUGCAUCAUUACUGAAAAACAUCCAUUAAUUGUCACCGAAGUCAUACAUAAGUCAUUCCUGUAAAAGAGGUACUUUAUUCGCAGGUGCUGAAUUAAUACAUGAAAAAUAUAUAAAUAAUUUAUUUAAAA
Pieris napi is the source of this 1319-nucleotide messenger RNA. Its product is annotated as intraflagellar transport protein 22 homolog. The record is from RefSeq and is a predicted model, not a curated record. The transcript is spliced from 4 exons. Gene Ontology annotation, molecular function: GTPase activity. Bases 361 to 903 code for a protein of 180 amino acids. Gene Ontology annotation, cellular component: endomembrane system. Lineage: Eukaryota; Metazoa; Arthropoda; Insecta; Lepidoptera; Pieridae. Gene Ontology annotation, biological process: intracellular protein transport.